Messenger RNA from Rubroshorea leprosula, 1611 nucleotides. The record is from the annotation of a GenBank genome assembly. Lineage: Eukaryota; Viridiplantae; Streptophyta; Magnoliopsida; Malvales; Dipterocarpaceae.
AUCUCCUCCUCUCUGUGAUUGUUUGUCAUGUCUUCUCCAUUCCCUUCGCCCCCUAAAAUUCAAUCUCCUGUUUCCAGUAAUCCUUCGAUAUUAAUCAAGAACAACAGAAGGAACAAUCCCAAAAUAGUUUUUGUAGCAACAUCUUCGUCGUCUACCUUAACCCCGACAGGAAGCUCUGAAUCAUGCAAGAAACAUGUCUCCCUAACCAUUGAUGUUCAAAAAGGUACCGCCUUGGAUUAUGAUGUAGGCAGAAUUGCAAAAUCAUUACCCUUCAAGAAGAAACGCAAAAUUAUCAGUAUCCUCCAAAAGGAUGCUAGAAAUUGGACCUUAUUAGAUCUCAAUCAUCUCCUCACGGGUUUGGUCGAAGCAAACCAACUAGACCUAGCCUUGAAGCUUUACACCAAAGCAUCAUCCUAUGGGGUACAACCUGAUUCUCGGACAUCUUCGAUCAUGAUCAGGUGUUACUGUAAGAAAAACGAUGUGGAUGAAGCUAGAAGGGUUUUGGACGACAUGUUGCAAAAUGGGUACCCACCAAAUGUUGCAACCUGCACUGAUCUGAUAAAUUCGUUCUGCAAAACAGGCAAAUUGAAGGCUGCUUUCGACGUUUUUGAGUUGAUGGGUGUUGGAAUCGAACCCACGGUUCAAACGUACAAUUGCCUGUUGAAGGGUUUGUGUUAUGUGGGGAAAGUGGAGAAAGCAUAUGAAAUGUUGAUGGGUAUCAAGAAGGGUUCGGGGUUGAUGAAACCUGAUAUUUAUUCAUAUACUGCCGUUAUGGAUGGUUUUUGUAAAGUAGGUAGAUCGGAUGAGGCGAUGGAAUUGUUGGAGGAAGCUCUGAAGAUGGGGUUGGAGCCGAGUCCGGUGACCUUUAAUGCUUUGUUUUCUGGGUAUACUAAGGAAGGUAGACCAGAAAUGGGGUUUCAUGUGCUGAAGCUUAUGAAGGAGAGAAACUGCAUUCCUGAUCGUAUCAGCUACAGCACGUUGUUGAAUGGGUUGUUGAAAUGGGGGAAGAUUAAGGCAGCAUUUCGGGUUUAUGAGGAAAUGGUGGGGAUUGGUUUUGAGGUGGAUGAAAGGAUGAUGAACAGUUUGCUUAGAGGUUUAUGCAUGAAAUCUUGGGAGGAAAAGGACCUUAUUCAGGAUGCCUACCAUGUGUUCGAGGAAAUGCGGAGGAGAGUUUGUGUAGAUUCUAGUACUUACGGGUUUGUAAUCCGAACUCUUUGUAUGGGGAAGGAAACAGAAGAGGCUUUGGAGCAUUUGAAGACGAUGAUUGGAACAGGGUGCAUUCCUAGGACCAUAACCUUCAACAAUGUGAUUCAAGCCUUUUGUGUCCAGGGAAAAGUUGUGGAGGCGUUGGUUGUCUUGGCGCUCAUGUCUGAAAAUGGUAAAUUCCCAAGUAGAACAUCUUAUGACAUGUUGGUUCAGGAGUUAAAUAGACAGAAGAGGUGGUCCUGUGCUUGUAAUGUCUAUGGUGCUGCCUUAAAGCAAGGCAUAUUUCCUCAUAAGUUACCUAAGGAAUGCCGAUGAGAUAAAAUCCUUUGAAAGGUAUAAAUCUUUGCUCAAGUUCAUCUGAUGUAACAAAUUAUAAACAUUCCAUAAUAGAGAAUCACCACUACU